GAGCGCACAGCGCUGCGCUGGUUCUAUGUCAUGGGCAAAGAUGUUGGUAACGCGAAGCGUCCGGGGUCGUUUUACUUCGACCCGAACAUGCCGGAAGGUUGCUUGCAGCAAAAGUCGACCAAGGCGUACUCGAACGGCUACGAUCGCGGUCACUUGGUCACGUCCAAUCACAUGGAUACGGACGCCAACAUCGCCCGCGAGUCGCACUACAUGAACAACGUUGUACCGCAAGUGUCGACCUUCAACCAGGGCAUUUGGGUCCAGACUGAAAAGCUUCAAGAAUGCUACCGUGACAUCAAUCCCGUCACGACGUACGGCGGCGUCAUCUAUGAUGCUAACUCGAGUACGCAGUUCGUCGAAGGCUGGGGCAUCAAGACGCCGAGCUACUUCUGGAAGGUCGUGCUCACUACGGACGCGAAGGGCGCCGACAAGAUCAUCGCGUGGUUCUUCCCCAACGAGGAAAAUCUCGGCAAGCUGGAUGAGUACUUGGUGUCGGUCGCCUCCAUUGAAGACCGGCUCAACGACGGUCUUGGCCCGAUUCCAGUCCCAGAGGGGCUCAAGAAGACAGUCGAGACCGCGACGUGGGCUCUUCCCGACAACUGCGAUCACGGCCGCCGCUUGUUGUAAUCGACACUCGAUGCAGAGUCGUUUUGCGAUGCACAGCACACUAAACAAGGUGUACAGUUUGAAGACUGCUAGUAUUUGGUAAAGAAAAAUAGAGCAGUACACUACAUUCG
Molecule: messenger RNA, 737 nt
Organism: Saprolegnia parasitica CBS 223.65
Lineage: Eukaryota; Oomycota; Saprolegniomycetes; Saprolegniales; Saprolegniaceae
Product: DNA/RNA non-specific endonuclease
Exons: 1
Coding region: 31-627 (198 amino acids)
Molecular function (GO): nucleic acid binding; metal ion binding; endonuclease activity
Source: RefSeq, a predicted model, not a curated record